AGCUCUGUCCAAGACUCCUUCGGCUUUGGCCCUGAAUCAAACCCAGCACUGCAAGCAGCUCGAAGGCUUGGUGGUUUCCCAGGUGCAGCUGUGCCGCAGCAACCUGGAGCUAAUGCAGACCAUCAUCCAGGCGGCACGGGAAGUGAUAAAGACCUGCCGUAAAACUUUCUCAGACAUGCGUUGGAACUGCUCUUCCAUUGAGCUGGCUCCUAACUACCUGCUGGAUUUAGAGAGAGGUACAAGGGAGUCAGCAUUUGUGUAUGCCCUUUCUGCUGCUGCCAUCAGCCACACCAUUGCCAGAGCCUGCACCACCGGGGACCUCCCUGGCUGUUCCUGUGGUCCCAUCCCAGGUGAGACACCUGGACCUGGGUAUCGAUGGGGAGGAUGUGCAGACAACCUCAACUAUGGUCUUAUCAUGGGGUCCAAAUUUUCAGAUGCUCCCAUGAAGAUGAAAAAAUCAGGAUCACAAGCCAAUAAACUGAUGCAUCUGCACAACAGUGAAGUAGGGAGACAGGUCUUGAAAGCCUCUCUUGAAAUGAAAUGUAAGUGCCAUGGAGUUUCUGGGUCAUGCUCUAUCAAGACCUGUUGGAAAGGCCUUCAAGAGCUGCGAGACAUUGCAUUGGACCUCAAAAACAAGUAUUUAUCAGCCACCAAGGUCGUUCACCGGCCCAUGGGCACACGCAAAUACCUCGUGCCAAAGGAUAUUGAUAUCAGGCCGGUUAAAGAGACAGAGCUGAUUUACCUGCAGAGCUCACCCGAUUUCUGCAUGAAGAACGAGAAAGUGGGGUCGCAUGGGACCCAAGACAGGCAAUGCAACAAGACCUCCAACGGGAGCGACAGCUGCGACUUGAUGUGCUGCGGCAGAGGCUAUAACCCCUACAUGGACAAAGUGGUGGAGCGAUGCCACUGCAAGUACCACUGGUGCUGCUACGUGACCUGUAAAAAGUGCGAGAGGACUGUCGAGAGAUAUGUGUGCAAAUGAAAACUCUCCGCCCGGGAGCUGAGACGCCAGCGGCACCCCAGCACUAUUCAGAGAAGAGAAAACAUUUCCCCGACUAGACGUCAUUUAUCUUGUAAAGACACGGACUUGAAGAAAGAUGGUAGGAGGAAAAAAAAGCAAUCACACCAGUAAAAAUAAGACCCUUAAAAAAAAACCCAACCAAACUCACAAGUGUCGUCCCUCUCCAAUAAAAUGCUCUCUGAGAAGACCAAAAAAAAAUCACUUUGGAUGGUAUCUUCUUCCAAAAUAUUUCCUAUGGUUGCCGAUGACGUCCAGCCAUCAAGUGCCUUAGUAUUUUGAGAAACAAAAGUAGAAACUUUCCCCGGGAAAGAAAAGCAACUCUUGUUUGAAAAUAACUAAGGCCCACACCUGCCUAUGCCUUCUAGCACAGGUACUGAGUCUGAAUUAGGACCAUCCCAGAAGGGAAAAUGCUGCAACUUUUCAGCAAUAACUGCCUUUUUUUGCCAAAGACUUAAUUUUUAGCAUGGAAAGCAUCCACUCCGAAUGAUAAAGGUGGAAAGAUUUCAGGUCAAUCCCCUGAAAUGAACAACUCGUUUUAACCUUUUUUUUAUGCAGGUCUGCGACUUUGAAGUUACUGCUGCAGGAAAAGCUGUCCGUGAUUUUUCCAGACUGGAUGGGGUUUCAAAUUCAGC
Molecule: messenger RNA, 1653 nt
Organism: Balearica regulorum gibbericeps (East African grey crowned-crane)
Lineage: Eukaryota; Metazoa; Chordata; Aves; Gruiformes; Gruidae
Source: RefSeq, a predicted model, not a curated record